AUGUCGUCAGAUCCAAAUUCAACCAUUGUACACAUUAACCACCCUCUGGCAUUGGCAACAACUGAUUCAACACCAACCAGUAUAAUUCAGGACAACAAGAAUGUUUCAUCAUCAACAGUCAUAGUAAAUAGUAAUAAUAAUAAUAACAAUAAUAACAAACGAAAAACUUCAUCGUCGGGAUCAUCACUCCCAAAAACACCCAUCCAUAUUUCUUCUUCCGAUGCUGAUGAAUCAGAAAGUGCAGAGGAAUCAUCAAGUGGAGGAGAAUUUCAUGAUGCCAAUGAUGAAACAAAACCCAUGCUCUCCCACCAAGAAUCACCAAGCAAAAGACUCUCUAAAAAGUCGUCUUUAAAACAUACAACAAAAGCUGCUUCUUCUUCGGAUGUUAUCACGAACAGUAUUCCACAACCUUCGGCAUUGUUUAGCGGAUGGUUUGGAUCUGCAAAUAGAGAAGAGAACCAACCGAUUACUCCCACACGUUCCGAAGGAGCCUUGGCAAAGAAAGGUGGUCCGAAAUGGUGGUGGCUUGAAAUAUUCAAUAACAAUGAAAAAUCAUCACCAACGAAUAAUUUGUUGGAUGAAACCUCCCUUAGCGGAAUAUUGCCAUCCGAUAGUUUUAAGAGAAAUUCCUUGACACAGCUUGAACAUCAGAAAGAAGUUUUGGAAGAACGAGUUCGUAUGAUUAAUUCAAUGAUGCAACGAAUGAAAGAAACUAAAAAGUCGCUCAAACAGAAAAGAUCUACAACUCCACUGACAGUCCCUUUAUCCAAAGAUGAUGCACCAUUGGAUGGUGUUGACUCCAUUCGGGAGGAUGAGGAGGCAAAUUCAUCGGUGAUAAUUUCCACAGACAAAGUAUAUGCACUUGGUGUGCCAUCACAACAAAACAAAAAAUUAAGAAAAAAGAAAUUAAGCAAUUCAAACACCUCAUCACUAGAAAAGCUAUCAAAUCUCAAUAAGAAAAAGAAUGCACAUUCUGUACAAAAUGAGAGCGAAAAUAGCACACCAGCAACUCAAGACAGCAUCACUAUUAUGGAAAACCCUUUACUUUCACCUUCUCAGUGCCAAAUCGACAGUAAUGACCAAACACAAUCAGAAACUCAAAAAAAGGGUAUCUUUUCCAAUGUGUUUGACAAUUAUUUCACUAAAUCCUUCAAAAACAUACCAGUGGAAGAAGGUCAAGAAAAACUUCCUUCAGAUCGUAUUUUUUCAAAAGAUAGCUCUGUUACAGAUUUAGAAGAAGGAAAUAUGUCCAAAAUUGUUGUGGACGAAACUCAACAAGAACAAGUCAUUGGAACCUCAUACUCAACAUUGUAUGAUUACGAAAGACAAGUACAACUCAUAUUAAUUGAUUUGGGAUAUGCAUUAGCUACAUAUGGCGUACCAGCCCAUCGAUUAGAGUACCACUUAACUUACAUUUCAAAACAAUUUGGUGUGAAACCUUGUCAAAUCGAGUAUACUAGUACUGGGCUAUUAUUUUCGUUUUCAGAUCCAAUUGAUUGGGCUCAUUAUAAUGUAGAAAAUGGGAAAAGCACGUCAACAACUCUGUACAUAACGAUUGACAAUGCCAAUCUAUCAUCCACUGGAGGCUCUAUCAAUUUGGACAAAUUAUACCAACUUGAUAAAAUUGCCGAAGAGCUAGCAGCACGUACAAUUACUAUUCCUGACGCAAGAAAAAGAAUCAGAAAAGUUAUUCGUAGUAAGCCAAUUUUCAACCAUUUUGGUUAUCAAAUUGCUACCCAUUUAUUGAACACCUUUGCGUGGGUAGUAUUUCUUGAUGGAAGUAUACUUGAAAUGAUAACAUCCUGUGUUAUUGGUGCCAUGGUUGGUGUUUUUUGUACAUUGGCAGAUAGAUAUCCAUAUUUUCAUCGUGUAAAUAGUGUCAUUAACUCAGUUGCAGCAGGAUUAGUGGCAACAAUUUUGAAAAUUAUUUUUGCACAAUUUACAGACCCAGUAGCAAGACCACUUUCUGUUUUUUUAGUUACUCUGUGUGGAGUGUUCUCCAUCCUCCCUGCCAUACAAUUUACGACAGGAAUUGCAGAGCUGAGCACAAGACAUUUAUUGAGUGGAUCUGUAAGAUUAUUUAGUGGUUUUAUUGCAACUCUACAGCUAGGAUUUGGUGUAUUAAUGGCGACAGGUAUUGACAACUUUCUCUCCAAUUCUACAACUAUUUUUGCUCACAACAAACCGGACAAGUUUCGAAAUUUUAACAGAGUAGCCGAGUGGAUAUUAGCUCUAGUUCUACCAUUAAUUAUUAUAUCAAACAUCUUCACUUUUAGAGUGCCUAAGAAAAUAUUGACCUAUCUAUUUGUGGGCAUUAUUUCAUACAUUUCAUUCUUUGUUACGACCGUCAGUGCUCACUAUUUGGGAACUGAAGUUGGAGCUCUUCUUGGAGCGUUAGUUUGUGGAAUUAUUGGAAAUUUAUAUGCUCUGAUAACGAGAAAUCCAGGACUAUUGGUAACAGUUUGUGGAACAGUGUUGCUUAUACCUGCAGCAUUUGGUGUACGAGGUGUAAAAGACUUUCUUGCAUCCAACUCUGGUAAUGAGACUAGCUUGAUUAGUGGUAUUGAGUUUGUUUUCAAUCUUCUCUCUAUCACUGUAUCAGUUUCUGUUGGGCUUUUAUUAGGAGACUUUAUUGUUCCCGUACCAAGAAAGCUUAGCUUCUAG
Naegleria lovaniensis is the source of this 2664-nucleotide messenger RNA. RefSeq lists its product as uncharacterized. Gene Ontology annotation, biological process: transmembrane transport. The transcript has a single exon. Gene Ontology annotation, molecular function: transmembrane transporter activity. Lineage: Eukaryota; Heterolobosea; Eutetramitea; Acrasida; Naegleriidae. The coding region runs from base 1 to 2664 and encodes 887 amino acids. The record is from RefSeq and is a predicted model, not a curated record.